UUAUUAUUUGUAUCAUCUUGAAUUUGUGUUCCAAGAACAUCUCUCUCUCUCUCCGGCUCCUUGGAUUCUGUUUGAUGAUUGUUAGCUUUUUAGAAGAGCAAUGAGUUAUUCUAAGUCUGGCUCAGGUAAAAGAAGAAUAAGGGAUCUUUUAACUCAAUCUGAUAACCGAGUCUGCGCUGAUUGUGGCGCUCCUGAUCCUAAGUGGGCGUCAGCUAAUAUAGGAGUGUUUAUAUGCUUAAAAUGUUGUGGUGUGCACAGAAGCCUUGGCACUCAUAUCUCAAAGGUCUUAUCCGUGACAUUGGAUGAAUGGUCAGAUGAAGAAGUCGAUUCUAUGAUUGAAAUUGGAGGAAAUGCCUCUGCAAAUUCAAUUUACGAGGCGUUUAUACCGGAAGGAAGCUCUAAGCCUGGACCUGAUGCUAGUCAUGACCAGCGUAUGAGGUUCAUUAGGUCGAAAUAUGAGCACCAAGAGUUUCUGAAACCAAGCUUGCGGAUCACAUCUGUGAGGGGCUCUAGUACAAAGAGUACACCAUAUCUUUCAUCAAGUAUAUCUAAAAAGAUUAUUGAUAGCUUUCGCACUAAUUCAUCAUCGCAACAGCCGCAACUUGAAGGCAUGGUUGAGUUUAUUGGAUUGUUGAAGGUGACUAUUAAAAAGGGUACCAAUUUAGCCGUCCGAGAUAUGAUGUCAAGUGAUCCCUAUGUUGUGUUGACUCUAGGACAACAGAAGGCUCAAUCUACUGUAGUGAAGAGCAACUUGAACCCGGUCUGGAACGAGGAACUCAUGCUCUCUGUUCCUCAUAACUAUGGCUCAGUGAAAUUGCAAGUGUUUGAUUAUGACACAUUUUCUGCUGAUGACAUAAUGGGAGAAGCUGAGAUUGAUAUCCAACCUCUGAUUACAUCUGCAAUGGCUUUUGGAGAUCCUGAAAUGUUUGGAGAUAUGCAGAUUGGAAAAUGGCUGAAAUCGCACUGACAAUGCUCUUAUAGAAGAUAGCAUCAUCAACAUUGCAGAUGGUAAAGUGAAACAAGAGGUUCAGAUCAAGCUUCAGAAUGUUGAAUCUGGUGAACUAGAACUAGAAAUGGAGUGGCUGCCUCUUGACCAAUAAAUAAUCAACUAUAUA
Messenger RNA from Arabidopsis arenosa, 1115 nucleotides. NCBI's taxonomy places the organism in Eukaryota, Viridiplantae, Streptophyta, Magnoliopsida, Brassicales, Brassicaceae. The record is from the annotation of a GenBank genome assembly.